AUGGACGACAUCAUCUUCGUAGGAGCCACGCCAAAACAACAGACCCCGAAACGGAAGGUCGAUUCUCCAGGCAAACCGGCAUUGGCAAGAGCCGCCCCAGCACAAGCCUGUGUCCUCACGCCUUCUGUCGUUGAACGGCAUAACGAGCUUGCCGAAGUGGUGCAACACUGCAGUCCCUCGAAGAAUCCCCCAUCGGAAGAAGAAGAAGAAGCCUUUAUGCUCGCGACGCGCCAUGCCCUAGAACAAGCACUGGGAAAACAAACCCUAGAACAGCAUGGAGCGCUCCUGAAGCAAGAGAAGAAAUGCACAGAAGACUACAUCGCGCAGCUCGAAGAAGCCGUAAACCAGAAAACCGGCAUAGACUCCCCGAUGCAGAAUGCGCUGGUACAGGGAGAACUCGCCAUGUGGAAAGCUCGAGCCUCGGGGCAGGAUGAAGCUACAAAGACGGAAAUGCGGCUGCUCAGAAAAUGGAACGAUCAGUUGCAGCAGGAGAAGGAUGGGCUUGAGGCGAGUGUAGAGGAGAUGAAGAAGGAGAACAGGGCGCUCAAAGCUGAAGUUGAGAUGUUGAAGAGUGCGAAGCGACAAAUGAAUGGGAGUGAGGUGAAGAUCCUCCGCACACGCAACGUGCAGCUCGAGGAAGAAAAAAUACAACUUGAAAGCAGCAUGCAGCUCCUUAAAGACGAGUGUAGCUCUUUGAAAACACGGCUCUCCUCUUCCAUCACCACCACCACCACUACCACUACCAAGCACAACAACAACAGCAGCAGCAGCAGCACCGAAGCGAAAAAAACGAACCAAGUCGAUGACCAUGAUGCCGAUGCUACAAACACCCCUUCAUCUUCUUCCUCCACCGACAUCAAGCAAGCCAAAAAGCGAGCUCGAGAUCUCAAACGCCGCAACAUGGCCUUGCACAAGGAAAACGCCGCGCUGGCGGAUAAACUGGGUAUGCUGGAAAUGCAGCUGCAAGAUCAAACUGCGAUUUGUGCGCAGCAGCUGCGCGAAGAAGCAGCGGAGAAGGAAGAUGCGCUCGCGGAUAAAGAAGUGCAGAUUGCGGAAUUGCAGAAACGUGUUGAGGUGUUGGAGAUGGAGGUGGAGAUGGUGCAGCGAUCACGGCACGGCGGCUCUGUCGAACUUGGGACUCAGGAGGCGAGUUAA
Molecule: messenger RNA, 1155 nt
Organism: Exserohilum turcica Et28A
Lineage: Eukaryota; Fungi; Ascomycota; Dothideomycetes; Pleosporales; Pleosporaceae
Exons: 2
Coding region: 1-1155 (384 amino acids)
Source: RefSeq, a predicted model, not a curated record